AUGAGAGCGAGGAAAGAAAAGGGCAAUUCGAGUUCGCGAGAUGGCAACUCGGCUAGGUUUGGGGCUGGUUUGGAUAUCGACAUCCAUCCUGCUUUGCUUUCCGAGAAUCUUAACCUUAUAAAGCAUCGCGACAACCCGUACUUGUCGCGCGAGAGGUUCGACACGGUCGCCUCGAAGGUUUCUAAAAGGUACUCAAGAGGGCUUAAGUUCCGCACGCCCGGUGUUCUGGCGAAAGAGCUAGAUGAAAAACGGGCAUGGCUCGCAAAAGAGCGCGAGCUCCAAAAAGAGCAGGACAAUCUUCGAAAGGCUAAGGUUCGUGCCGGUGAGCUUCCAGAUGAGUCCAUUGGUGAACAGAACUACUUAAUCACGGAUGUGCCUCAGAUAGAGUGGUGGGAUGCAAUUUACGUGCAGAGCCCUGAAGACUGGACAAUUAAAACAAAAUACUCCAAAAGUUAUGGUACAAUGGAUGAGGAUUCUGAUGAUGAACAAGACUCCGAAUCAGAAUCACCUAGUGUCCGAUAUGUGCAACAUCCUGUGCCUGUACAAGCUGCAGAGCAUGCACCAUCAAAACCCAAAAUAUACCUUGUGAAAAGAGAGCAAAAGAAGAUACGCCGCAAUAGGAGGAAGCUACUCCAAGAAGAGCAUGAGCAGAAGAUCAAACUGGGACUGGAGCCUAAGCCUGCCCCAAAGGUCAAGCUCAGCAAUAUGAUGAGUGUUUACCAAAAUAAUGAAAAUAUUACUGAUCCUACGAGUUGGGAGCAGACCGUAAAAGCGCAAGCAGAGGAAAGACAUCAAAAGCAUGUAGAGACAAACAUCAGACGUCAUUACGAGGCCAAAGAGCAGAAAAAAGAGAAGGCACAGGAAGCACCACCCGCUCAGGCUGAGUUGCAUUGCCGGGUAUUUCGCUUCAGCAGUCUGCGUAAUCCAAAAAUUAGGUUCAAGCUUGCCAAGAAUAGCCGACAGCUAGGUCUAAGAGGUGUUUGCCUCAGGGUCGGAGACGGAGCCGGCAUUAUUGUUGUCAUCGGAAGUGAAAAGAACUGCCGUUUUUACUCAAAAUUGGUCCUACAGCGGAUAGACUGGACGCAGUCUUACGUGGACAAAGACUCGCAACAGUUUGUGGAUUGCAGUGGGGAUGAAGCGGAGCUAUUGUGGGAGGGAGUUGUCAAGGACACCCGUUUUCGGGGGUGGUUCAUGAAGGAAUGCCGAGACGAGUCAGAAUUGCAAGCUGUGCUCAGCCAGUUUGACGCCGACUGGCUGUUACGGGUUUGA
Lachancea thermotolerans CBS 6340 is the source of this 1269-nucleotide messenger RNA. RefSeq names its product U4/U6-U5 snRNP complex subunit PRP3 (gene PRP3). Lineage: Eukaryota; Fungi; Ascomycota; Saccharomycetes; Saccharomycetales; Saccharomycetaceae. The coding region runs from base 1 to 1269 and encodes 422 amino acids. The record is from RefSeq and is a predicted model, not a curated record. The transcript has a single exon. Gene Ontology annotation, biological process: mRNA splicing, via spliceosome. Gene Ontology annotation, cellular component: U4/U6 x U5 tri-snRNP complex.